AUGCUGACGGCGGCCAAGGGAGCCCCGCCAGCGGCGGCCAAGGGAGCCCCUCCAGCGGCGGCCAAGGGAGCCCCUCCAGCGGCGGCCAAGGGAGCCCCUCCAGCGGCGGCCAAGGGAGCCCCUCCAGCGGCGGCCAAGGGAGCCCCGCCAGCGGCGGCCAAGGGAGCCCCGCCAGCGGCGGCCAAGGGAGCCCCGCCAGCGGCGGCCAACGGCGGCCAAGGGAGCCCCGCCAGCGGCGGCCAAGGGAGCCCCGCCAGCGGCGGCCAAGGGAGCCCCGCCAGCGGCGGCCAAGGGAGCCCCGCCAGCGGCGGCCAAGGGAGCCCCGCCAGCGGCGGCCAAGGGAGCCUCGCCAGCGGCGGCCAAGGGAGCCUCGCCAGCGGCGGCCAAGGGAGCCUCGCCAGCGGCGGCCAAGGGAGCCUCGCCAGCGGCGGCCAAGGGAGCCUCGCCAGCGGCGGCCAAGGGAGCCCCGCCAGCGGCGGCCAAGGGAGCCCCGCCAGCGGCGGCCAAGGGAGCCUCGCCAGCGGCGGCCAAGGGAGCCUCUGGCCUUCUGGUGAAGCCCAGAGUCCUAAUUUACCGGCACACAAACACACAUUGCCUGCAUAUAUUACGCUGAAUAAAAACACAGUGUUUAUUGAGGCCAUAUCUUGGAUAGAACUGAUAUUAACUCGGUGUAUAAGCUCUCAUCCCUUCAAUGCAUCAUCAUCAUACGACGCUGAGUUUGACGUUGAAACAAGUAUUGAUUCAGACACGUCAGACGUAAAUGCCAAAGCUUAUAUUUUCGCCAAUGAAGACGACGUCGUAGACAUCACAAUGCAGACGGCGGCGUCAGAGAAUCCGUUAAAGACGUCUAAAUAA
Molecule: messenger RNA, 855 nt
Organism: Procambarus clarkii (red swamp crayfish)
Lineage: Eukaryota; Metazoa; Arthropoda; Malacostraca; Decapoda; Cambaridae
Source: RefSeq, a predicted model, not a curated record